UCUAUAUAGCCAAUGAACCAACCGUUCGCAUAGAAUAGGUACCUAAUAGUGCCUACUUAGCUUUACGCUGCUUUUCGUGUGAUUCAUAAAUUUAUCGAAUCCAUAGCAGCUAAUUAAUUAUUUGUUCUAUUUUGUCUAUCCAUGUGACGUUAUCAAAAGUUAUUUUAUUCGAAGCCACAUACAGUAGGUAGGUUUGCUGAUUGUUGGAGGAAAAAAGGAUGGAGAAUUUGAGUGGUAGCGGAAGUCAAUCGAGUUCCGUUAGUGAGCUCGAAAAAGAUUUUAAUGAAAUAUUGCAAAACAGAAAAGACCACCGUAGUAUAGUUCUUCGAACGUCAGCUUCUCGAAAAGCAAAACGAGUAAGGUUUUUUCGGAACGGUGACAAGUUCUACUCGGGAGUUAUAAUUCCAGUCUUGCCUGAAAGAUACAGGUCUUUUGAUAGUUUAAUAGCAGAUUUGACAAGAGUAUUAGUGGACAAUGUGACAUUGCCUAGUGGUGUCCGGACAAUAUAUGCUUUAGAUGGUAAAAAAAUAGGAAAACUUGAUGACCUUGAAGAUGGCCAAUCCUAUGUGUGCAGUGGAUUUGGAGAACCAUUUAAACGAUUGGACUACGAAGCCAGUGCUGUGACUCCACAGUCUUUUAGAUUAAGUGGGCCUGAACCACCUAGUGACAGUACAAGUGUAAAAGCUACCAACAGAUAUUCCCGAUGUAUCCAGCCAAACGGCUCGCCAGCUGCCAGCAACGGGACCGCGCGGGUCAGUCCGGUUCCUUCGGAAACCGUGAUUCGAUCACGUAUCGUAACCAUCAUAAGGAACGGAGUAAAGCCACGCAAGGUAUGCAGACUGUUGCUGAACAAGCGCAACAGCCCGACACUAGAGCAGGCGUUGGCCUCCAUCACCGACUGCGUGAAACUGGACACGGGGUGCGUUCGGAAAGUCUUCACGCAGUCCGGAACUCCCGUCACCGCAUUGCACCAGUUUUUUCAAGGCGAAGACGUGUUUUUUGCAUACGGAAAUGAAAGGGUAAAUCAGGAAGACUUUGAACUCGAAUUUGAAGAAAGUAAAGCUGUGCUACAAUGCAGAAAGACGCCCAUUACCAGAACUACAAGGAGAGGCCCGAUACCGCGCAUGCCAAAGAAGGCCGGCGGGGCGAGCCGCAAGGCGGAGACGGGCGAAACUCCCGACGAUGCGCCCAUCUCCAUCGACCUGUCGCUCAUGCCGCAGCCUCUGAGGCUCAAGUACAACAUCGGGGAUAUCAUAGGCGAGGGCAAUUUCGCAGUGGUGCGCAUUUGCAAUAAUAAAACGACUGGCCAAAAGUAUGCUCUGAAAGUAAUAGACAAGCUAAAAUGCAAGGGCAAAGAGCAUUAUGUAGCAGCAGAGGUCCGAGUGAUGCGAAAGCUGUGUCACCCGCGUAUCGUCACUCUGUAUGACGAGUUCCACACGCCGGAAUGGCUUUUCCUUGUACUGGAGCUAGUUAGCGGUGGUGACUUAUUUGACAACAUCACCGCCUCCGGUGUGUUCUCGGAAGCACAGGCCCGCUUGCUGAUCAGCCACCUAACAUCCGCCAUUGCGUACAUACAUUCGCUCUCUAUCGUACAUCGCGACAUAAAACCUGAAAACCUAUUGGUGGAGGUAGCCCCAGACGGCAGUAUACGAGGCCUAAAGCUCGCUGACUUCGGUCUAGCCGUCGAGGUCAUGGGGCCACUGCGCGCCAUCUGCGGGACGCCCACAUACGUCGCACCUGAGAUCCUCUUGCAAACUGGCUACGGCUUAAAGAUCGACGUAUGGGCGGCGGGCGUGAUCCUAUACAUCCUACUGUGCGGUUUCCCUCCUUUCUCGUCCCCCAACGGCGACCAGGAGCGGCUGUUCGACGCGAUCCUGUCCGGGCGGCUGGAGUUCCCCGCGCUGCCGUGGGAGCACGUGUCGGCCGGCGCCAUCGACCUCGUGGCCAACAUGCUGCGCCCGCAGCCCGAGCUGCGCUUCGCGGCCGAGGACGUGCUCGACCACGCGUGGAUGUCGGAGGACUACGACGGGAACUGCGACUCGGGGCUGUGGCAGGACGUGGACUCGUCAUAGCGCGCCGCCGGCGCCGCGCCGCGCUCACGCGCCCUUCGCUCCCUGUAGUGCAGUCCUGGCCUCCGAGCCUCACGGCGAUCAUAUCGUAAAUGUCAAACGGCAAAAUUCAUACCGCCUUGUACAAUUCAACUUGUAAAUGUGUAAAACGACACCAAUUUACUAAGUAGAGCAGCAGACACGACGGCAUAUGUUUUAUGGCAUUGCUAAGCACAUUUUUUUAUGCAUUUACAUAUGUACCUCUACGAUGCUCGGUCACACAUACAUUGCUAUCGCAUACGACCAUCUUUAUGGACGGCUUGCGACAGUUGUACAUUUGCGCGCGAGUAACCAACACAGCAAGACACCUAUUGAGCAGUAUCCUAAAUUCUCUGUGCUCUGCGACUGCCCUUUACUCACCAACACACGUAGAAGUAAAGUUAACACAUUAUAGUAAGGGUAAUAAGAGUAAUGAGAACGUUUUCAUUUAGUCAUACCUUAAGUCGUCAUAAUACGUCAAUAAUGUAAAACGGACUUUUAAGUAUAAGUUAAAAUGAAAAUGUCCAUUAUUGUGGUCAGUUAACUUUGCCAUUAAAUCGUCAAUAAUAUUGUGACGGCCGGGGUAGCCGUGUCACGUAUCACAUCCUAAAUUAUUUGUUGUAUGACUGUUUGUCGGUUGAAAAUAAAAACUCACUAGCUAGCCAAUCAGUCACUUUGGUAAAUACCUUGUGAAUACCUCGUAAUGAAUCAACUAUGUGAUACGAGCUUCCUAUAACCUUUUGAACGCCACAGACGGCAAUAUAUUGAUAAUAAAUGUGAAUCCCUUUUUUCGUAAUAAUUUACUGUUUACUUUGUAAACUUUGCCAUGUUUGAUAUUUACCGUAUUUAUCGUCGUGGGCCCGUUCGGACUUGCCCCGCGUAUAUUAUAAGCGCUGUAUGCAAGGCAAUAUUAGGCAUUUAUGUAAAUGACAAGUUUCGGUACCUUUAAAAUUUUUAGAUACAUAUAUUUACACUUACAAAAACAUGAAUAUUAGUAAAAGGUGCCAGAAAAAAUUCAAUCUUCGCGGGAUAAUCACGCAUAUCGAUGCUACAAGCAUUUGCAAGUUGGGUCUAGGUCUACCUACUGAUACUGGCUUGGUUCAUCAAACUCAUCAGUACUCUGUAGAAUUUAGUGUUAACUUCUGUGAAGACUAGUCCCGCUAAUUUUUUUUAGAACUUAUAGGAAAGCAAAUGCACUAUUAUAGUUCCAAUAAUAAAACUAGCGGGAAUAGACUUCAAGCAGCAGCUGCCCGGGCCUCGCUUAUAAGCUUUGAUAACCGCUGCGGAGCCAUAUAGGCUGAAAAUAAUAAUUCAUAACACCAAUACCAAAGUUACUUCUAAUAUAAUAUCAAUAUCGAUUUUUAACGUUGAAUUUUGCUAUGGAAAUAAAGUUUUCUGUGUGUCUUAUAUAUGGGUAAAUACAUU
Molecule: messenger RNA, 3512 nt
Organism: Cydia splendana
Lineage: Eukaryota; Metazoa; Arthropoda; Insecta; Lepidoptera; Tortricidae
Product: serine/threonine-protein kinase GA29083-like
Exons: 14
Coding region: 219-2072 (617 amino acids)
Biological process (GO): protein phosphorylation; intracellular signal transduction
Molecular function (GO): protein kinase activity; ATP binding
Source: RefSeq, a predicted model, not a curated record